CAUCACAGUGAUUGCCACCUCCCUUGGACUACUUUAGGCCCUGCCCAGAGCCCUGGAGUCCAGACAGCCCGGGAGAGGAGCAGGAGUUGGAGCCCAAGUUGGAGAGAGAGGAGAAGCCUGCUGCAGCCAGGUCAAGAAACAGAUCAUUGCCAGUACCCCAGAAGUCUGUUCCUGAUCACCUCUGCCUUCUGCCCCACCAGAGGAGGUGAGGACAACAGGAGGUCUUUGGUGUGCCCUCAGAAGUCCGCCUUCAAUUCUCACCCAGCCACUCUGAGAAUGGAGUGGAGACGGGAGCUGUUUCUCAACUUCACCGUUGUCCUGAUUACAGUUCUCCUUAUGUGGCUCCUUGUGAGGUCCUAUCAGUAGUGAGAGGCCAUGCCACGCUCCUGGGAUUGACUGCAACACUCCAGAGCUGCCUGCUGUAUGCCCUGAGACCUCACCGCUGUCAUGGGAUGCCUUUCCUGGCACCCCAAGACAUUUCUGACCUGCACUCACAAUAUCUGAGGUGCCUCCAGUGCUAGGAUCGAUUGUGUGUUCUCUAAGGAUGCUGCUCUCAAGGGCUCCCAAGCGUUUGCCUGCGAGCAUUAGAUUUAUUCCCCCAACUCUUACUGCAAACAUGUUAGACAAGCCACAAGGUUAAAAUUAAACUGGAUUCCCGGUGAUGUAGAAUUGUAACAAGCCUCUGAUCUGUCUUACCACACGUCCCUUCAACCCACACUGUCUGCAACCAAACUCUAAAUCAACCUGCCAGAAGAAAGAAAUGUUAGACCAAGUCUUUGUCAGCUCCUAUAGCUACUGUGUGAAUAAAGUUAAGUCAACCACAAAAA
Messenger RNA from Equus caballus (horse), 827 nucleotides. RefSeq names its product sarcolipin (gene SLN). The record is from RefSeq and is a predicted model, not a curated record. Lineage: Eukaryota; Metazoa; Chordata; Mammalia; Perissodactyla; Equidae. Gene Ontology annotation, molecular function: enzyme regulator activity. Gene Ontology annotation, cellular component: membrane.